This is a messenger RNA of Lolium perenne, 1099 nucleotides long. Lineage: Eukaryota; Viridiplantae; Streptophyta; Magnoliopsida; Poales; Poaceae. The record is from RefSeq and is a predicted model, not a curated record.
AAAACCCCACAGUACACCUCCUCCCCGCCAUGGUGCCGCCGCUACGGGCUGCCCCUCGUCGAUCUACGACCACCGGCGGCUCCGCCUUGUUCUCCUCUUCCACCUCGUCCAAGGAAUCGAUCCGGGAGGCCUUCAAUCUUCGCCAAUUCGCCGUUUCUCACGAGCCGGACGUCGCUUUUCUUCUUCAAUUCCGGCCGCCCUCGACCUCCUCCGGCGCCGGUGACCACACGUCGAGCUCCCAGAUGUCCGACGACGGCCGCCUUCCGACGACCUCCCCCUGGCGGCGCCGCCCCCACCAGGUCCGCGUCGACGAGGCGCGUCGAGCGCCACAAGCCUCGCGUCCUGGGACGCCUCUUUCCGCCCACGCUCGCCCGUGCCAUGUCGCGGUGACCGCGUCUGGAACGCGCGCGGCGUCUCCGUGUCAAACACCUUCAGUGCAAGCGCACAUGGUCGCCAGCGUGGCCGCCAUGUCAUCGCCUGGGCCCCACCAGUCAGCCACUCCGGCUAGGUUCUGCCCGUUUCUGAAGAAGCCCCUGUGUUUUCCUGAAGUUCAACCCGCGGUACCGCUGUCCAGUCAGCACCCCUGGCCCGCCAGUCAGCCACCGUGGCUAGCCUCCUCUCGCAUUUGCUUCUUCCCGGAUAGGAUCGCGAAGUGGUGUGUGAGUUACGCCAAGUCCUCCGGAUGUUCCUCGACAAGCUUUAACAGGUAUGAAGAUAUGUUCGAUGAAGACGACGCUAGCAAGGUUACCCUUCCGGCUUGGCCUGGGCAGGGUUAUGGACGCCACUGGUUAUCUUCAGGACUCUUAGUCCAAUUUGUAUCUUGUCCGUACUCGGACGUAUUCACUCUUUUGUAUGAUUUGGAUCUUUGUAUUGUAUAUUUGUAUCUUGACUCGUUGGAGUCGUUGUUGUAAUAUAUAUAUGCUUCUUGUGGGCUCUAUUGUAAUCCUGUUGUAAUGUUACUGCUCGUGAUUGAUUCCACCCGCAUCGCGUGCAUGCUUCGGCGUGUACGAGGCGCUUGGUGGUGCGUCUCCUAAAAUCGAUAUCGUGCGGAUUUCGGCGGGAUCGCUGGAAUCCUCAUGGUACCGGUUUUGGGGCGUCA